Molecule: messenger RNA, 1702 nt
Organism: Rhagoletis pomonella (apple maggot)
Lineage: Eukaryota; Metazoa; Arthropoda; Insecta; Diptera; Tephritidae
Product: protein anachronism-like
Exons: 5
Coding region: 419-1702 (427 amino acids)
Source: RefSeq, a predicted model, not a curated record
GUAUACCAAACGCAAACCAAAUAUUGUAUCUGAUAUAUGUGAAAUGUUAUUUAAGACAUGAAGCGCCUCGCGCAAAUCACUUCAUACUUGGUGUUCUUAGAGUGAAGACAUCCGAAUUCGGAAGGAAUACAAGCUAACCAUUCAAAAAAUUCAAAGACAAUUUCUUCGUUGCGCGCGCUGAUAUGUAGUGUUCGUAUUACAGUGAAGUUGAAAUGAUCUGACAAAUAAACAAUCAAAUUAGCAAUCUAGCAUUAGCACUUGGAAAAAUAACGAAUCUGCAGUAAAUAAAAUACUACUUUAUAAUAAACGUGAUUUUACAUAGCAGAUAGAGAAUGUCUUAUUAAUUGCUUAUAAAAAAUAUUUUUUUUUACUAAAGAAGUGAAAAUAAUUGCAUAAAAAGUAAGAAAAAAACUGAACGAUGUCGCUUUUUAAUUAUUUAGUUAAAUAUACAAAAUGUUCUAAAUUGUUCAUGUGCAUCGUGCUCGGCAUUUUAGCUUCGAUUUUGGCGCCGGCUAAUGGACAUUUAUUGAAGCGGGGCCCCUUAUCAAUUGAUGAGGAUGCUACCGUACGCACCGAAAUUGUCGACCGCAACAAUCGUACAAUCCUGGCUAGGUUCAACUUAACCGUGGCUCAAAUGAACAGCAUUAUGCAGAGCCAAAACCCAAACAAUGAACAUCGCGCCGAUCAGGACGGCACACGCUUUGAUGUUAUCAAGGAAAUUCGCAUCAAUGAUAUAAAGAAUCGCCUACAGUCAGCUUUUCAAACGAGUAAUUCUGAUGAGAAUCAAGGUCACCCCCUUCACGAAAUGGCAGCAUAUCCCAUAUGUAACUCAGACUCCACCGAGAGCUCUUGGAUGCAUGACAACAACGUAACGAUUCGUUUCUCGGAUAGUCUCUUCGAACCGAAGCGUGAAAAUUUAAAUCUGGACAGCGCUAUUCUUCGUUUAUAUAAGGUUAACCCAAACAAUACUGAUGAAGAUAACGCUAGCAGUGACGACGAUGCUAAAACCGCAAAAACCUGUGGGGACCCAUUGACGUUAACUCCACAAAUACGUGUGACCGUCUCUAUUGUACAACAACUGCGCCGAAACAAACGAGAAUUUGCAAUCCCGUGGAAUUACUACGGACCGCACACGCCUAUGUCUCCUUUUGCAGCGCACGAAGUGCCAAGAUAUCCAAGACUAGAUGUCAAAUUGGUGGGCUAUGCUUCUUUCGCGCCAAAAAAUGUCAAGAAAGAAGUACAUGACAAACUGCGCGGAAACUUGCGACGCCAACUAUUUAAUCAUUCUAAAACCCCUACUGAAGAUUUACUCGCCGACGGCCAACAUGCUACUGCAGAAACAACGCCGAUGCCCGAUAAUUUACUCCAAUUUUCUACAGCCAUUGAAUUAGAGCAAACGCACAGUGCAAGAAAACGACAGUCUGAACACAAUAUUACUUACCAAAAUUUUCGUCAUACCCUCUACAAUCAUAACCACGACCACAACAACCAUAAACGUAACCUGCAUGAAAACAUUGACGAAGUAGGAAAGCAAUCAAUAAGUUCUAAGCAAAUGAUUCAUCGUAAAUCAUUGCAAUUACAUAACGAAGGCCAACGUCCUCGAGCUCAUAAUCGACGCAAUAGUCACCGCCGAAAUCAUCAACACCACCAACUACACCAACAGCAUCCCCCAACCACAAGCCUAAUUUCAGCAACACACUGA